Molecule: messenger RNA, 2769 nt
Organism: Rhizoctonia solani
Lineage: Eukaryota; Fungi; Basidiomycota; Agaricomycetes; Cantharellales; Ceratobasidiaceae
Product: nucleolar complex protein 14
Exons: 8
Coding region: 1-2769 (922 amino acids)
Biological process (GO): maturation of SSU-rRNA
Cellular component (GO): small-subunit processome; nucleolus; Noc4p-Nop14p complex
Source: RefSeq, a predicted model, not a curated record
AUGGCGAAAACCUCACAACUAAAACAACUAAAAUCUGCACUCUCUUCGGCAGGAUUGUCACGAAAUUCUCAGCCGCAGAAACAUAAGAAGAAGAAAAGCGGGGAAGGAACUGCUAUCGAAAAGGCAAAGAAGGCGGCCAAGCUCGAGGCCAUCCAGCGCCGAUUGAAUCCAUUCGACGAACGGGUCACGAGGCUAAAACACGAUGUCGGUGGGCGAAAGUUAAAGGGUGUCGUUGGGAAACCGGCAGUGAGUCGGCAGGCUGGGUUGGAACAGCGCAAGAAAACACUUCUUGUCGAGUACGAGCAGAAAGGCCGUACCGGGGGAGUAGUGGAUCGGCGGUUCGGAGAGAAUGAUGCGACGAUGACGCCUGAGGAAAGAAUGCUCGAGCGAUUCACUCGCGAACGACAGCGACAGACCAAAGGAGCGGUGUUCAAUUUGGAAGAUGAUGAGGAGCUUACGCACUAUGGCCAAAGCUUGAAUGCGUUGGAUGACUUUGAUGGGGCAGGGAUCGAAUUGGACGAUGACGAGGAGAGCGGACAAAUUGAUGCAAACGUCGUUCGACAUGAUCAUUUCGGAGGAUUUGAUGAUGAUGGGAAAGAGGACGAGUCCGAACGAACGAAAUCCAAAGCAGAGGUCAUGUCGGAAAUUAUCGCAAAGAGCAAAGCGUACAAGGCAGAGAGACAAGAGCAGCGCGAGGCGGACGACAAUGCUCGACACCAGCUCGACCAAGAAUUCGCUUCUAUUAGAGAUCUACUAUAUGCGCCAGCCCCUCCGGAUCCUUCGUCUAGUGGAAGCAACAGUAUACCACUCGGAAAACCUCGUAUGCAACAUACUUCGAAUGAGACAAAGCCAGAUGAUGAAAAGACCAGUGCGAACGACGACAAGACCGGACCUAUCGCAAAAACAGACGAAGACUACGACCAGUUUGUGCGCGAACUCGUCUUUGACAAACGCUCUCGCCCCACCGACCGGUUGAAAACUGAAGAAGAGUUGGCGAAAGAAGCUGCUGAAGCACUUGAAAAGGCUGAAAAGGCGAGGCUAAGGCGUAUGCGCGGGGAAGAAAGUGAGGAUGAGGAUGAACGAAGUGGGAAGCGACGGAGGAGGGCUGCCCAGGCAGAUGAUCUAGAGGACGACUUUGUGGAGGAAGAUGACGCCUAUGGGCUUGGGGCUGGGCUGGAAGGGGUGACUGGAGAAGUGGGUGAGGACCAGGAAGUGGAAGAGGGAAGCGAAGAUGACGGGAGCGAGGAGGAAGAAAGCGAGGGAUCUGAGAAAGAAAGCGAGGCAGGUGCAUCUGAGGAAAUCGACCCAUCUGACCUCUCGGAUGGGGCUGGAGAGGACAAUGAAUCUAUCGAAGGAGAGGUCGAAGCACUUGUCCCCUCUCAAACCAAAUCAUCCAAAAUUAAAAGGGAGCGGAAAGGUCCUGCUAAAUCAACUCUCCCAUUUACUUUCUCUUUCCCUUCUUCCCACGAAGAAUUGCUUGAGAUACUAGAUGGUGUAUCGCAAGAAGACAUCCCGACAGUGAUUCAUCGUAUUCGAGUUCAGUAUCACCCCAGCCUUGCGGAAGGGAAUAAACAGAGACUGCAGUCCCUUGUCGCUACCCUCCUCGACUAUACCCUCUACGUAACCUCCUCACCUACACCAUCGUUCGCCAUAGUGUCAUCUCUUACACCACAUAUAUAUGCACUAAGCACCGCCUAUCCAACCAUUGCCGCUCAAGCAUUCGUAUCCAAAUUAACGCUCAUGCAAAAAAACCUCGCUCGGGGGAUAGCUCACGGAGCUUCAUUGCCUAAUUCACACACCUGGCCAGGAACGGCUGAACUUGCUCUAUUAAGGCUUGUAGGUGUAGUUUGGUCGACGAGCGAUUUGAACCAUGCAGUAGGAACACCUGCCAUCUUGUUGAUCGGGCAAUACCUUUCCCAAUCGCGGCUAAGGAAUCUAGAGGACAUUGCGUCGGGGUUAUUUUUGUGCACCCUAGUGCUACAGUACGAGUCAUACUCUAAACGAUUCGUACCAGAGACAAUCAACUUUUUGCUCAAUGCCUGCCUUAAUCUGGCGCCUCAUAAAUUCACAGAAACAAAUCUUCCAGGAUGGUUCCCUGCACCCGAACUAGGAUCUCUACCAGGCCUCAGGCUCAAGUCAUCUGGGAAGCUUACACCUAGGACUCCUAAUCUUUCUACGCUACUUAAUUUGCAUAGAGACGGCGAACCGCAAGACAAAAUCGACUUGUUGGCGUUGGCAUUCACUCUAUUGGCCAAAUUUGCCCAGAUGUAUGCCAGCUUGAGCGGGUUCGUCGAGUUGUUCGAGCCAGCCAAGAAGGUCCUCGAGGGUCUUAAUCUGGAGAAGCAGUCCUCUGAAUUACAAAAACGGCACUCAUCAACUCUGGAUGCCAUCUCUCGAACGCUCAAGCAUUCCCUGAGUGCACGGAAGCCUCUCAAGCUUCAAGCCCACAAACCCAUUCCAAUCGCGACUUGUGUUCCCCAGUUCGAUGCUCAAUAUUCUGGACGAAGACCACAUGAUCCAGACCACGAGCGUGCGGCAGCUGCCAAGCUGCGUGCAGAGUACCGAAAGGAAAGAAAGGGUGCACUUCGUGAAUUGAGAAAAGAUAAUAAAUUCCUCGCAGCGGAGAGGGCAAAGAGACAGGAGGAGGUGGAUGCAGCAUACAAGCAGCGGAUGGCGAGGGUGGUGGGCGAGAUGCACAGUGAGCGUGCAGAACAGAAACAGAUGGAAAGGGAAAAGAAGCGAGAGAAGAAGAGGGCUGGAAGGAAAUGA